Molecule: messenger RNA, 1956 nt
Organism: Suncus etruscus (white-toothed pygmy shrew)
Lineage: Eukaryota; Metazoa; Chordata; Mammalia; Eulipotyphla; Soricidae
Gene: BMX
Product: BMX non-receptor tyrosine kinase
Exons: 18
Coding region: 4-1956 (650 amino acids)
Biological process (GO): B cell receptor signaling pathway; intracellular signal transduction; peptidyl-tyrosine autophosphorylation
Molecular function (GO): ATP binding; non-membrane spanning protein tyrosine kinase activity
Source: RefSeq, a predicted model, not a curated record
AAUAUGAAUACAAAAUCCAUUCUAGAAGAGCUUCUUCUCAAAAGGUCACAGCAAAAGAAGAAAAUGUCUCCAAGUAAUUACAAAGAGCGCCUUUUUGUUUUGACCAAGACAAACCUCUCCUAUUAUGAAUAUGACAAAAUGAAAAGAGGCAGUAGAAAAGGAUUGAUCGAGAUCAAGAAAAUAAGAUGUGUGGAGAAAGUCAAUCUUGAGGAGCAAACUCCUGUGGAGAGACAGUACCCAUUUCAGAUUGUCUAUAAAGACGGUCUUCUUUACGUCUAUGCAUCAAAUGAAGAGAGCCGAAGUCAGUGGCUGAAAGCAUUACAGAAAGAGAUCAGGGGCAACCCCCAACUGCUGAUCAAGUACCACAGUGGGUUCUUCGUGGACGGGAAGUUCCUGUGCUGUCAGCAGAGUUGCAAAGCAGCCCCAGGAUGUACUCUCUGGGAAGCAUAUUCUGAGCUGCACGUCCCAACCAGUGAAGAGAAAUGCAGAACUCCCACCUUGCCAGAGAGGGUGCUAAAGAUUCCCCCAGUCACUCCGAAUCUCAAAAUGACCAGACCAUCUUCAAGUACUGCUCUAUGCCGGUAUGACAGUGAUCAGAAAACAGACUGUGGCUCCCAGCCAAAUGUUAAGAGCAUCCCCUAUAUUCCGAGGGAAGACUGCCCUGACUGGUGGCAAAUAAAAUUCAGAAGCAGUGAAGAGUUUGCAUACAGUAAACAACAGGAAAGAAAUGUUAAUCACAGCACCUCAAAGAUAGCAUGGGGGUUCCCUGAAUCAAAUUCAUCUGAAGAUGAGGAAAACCUGGAUGACUAUGAAUGGUUUGCAGGUAAACUGUCCAGGUCACAAUCUGAGCAGUUACUGAGACAAAAGGGAAAAGAGGGAGCAUUCAUGGUUAGAAAUUCCAGCCAGGCUGGAAUGUACACAGUGUCCUUGUUUAGUAAGGCUGUGAAUGACAAAUCAGGAGCGGUCAAACAUUACCACGUGCACAGAAAUGCUGAGAACAAAUUGUACCUGGCAGAAAACUACUGCUUUGACUCCAUUCCAAAACUUAUUCACUAUCAUCAACACAACUCAGCAGGAAUGAUCACACGACUCCGACACCCUGUGUCAACCAAGAUCAACAAGGUUCCCACCUCUGUGUCCUUGGGAAGCGGGAUCUGGGAACUGAAAAGAGAAGAGAUUGCAGUGAUGAAGGAACUGGGCAGUGGCCAGUUUGGAGUGGUUCACCUGGGCAAGUGGAAGGGGCAGUACGAUGUUGCUGUGAAGAUGAUCAAGGAGGGCUCCAUGUCAGAAGAUGAAUUCUUCCAGGAGGCCCAGACCAUGAUGAAACUCAGCCAUCCCAAGCUGGUAAAAUUCUAUGGAGUGUGUUCAAAGAAAUACCCGAUAUAUAUAGUCACCGAAUACAUAACAAAUGGCUGCUUGCUUGAUUACUUGAAGAGUAAUGGGAAAGGACUUGAACCCUGCCAGCUCUUAGAAAUGUGCUAUGAUGUCUGUGAAGGCAUGGCUUUCCUGGAAAGUCACCAGUUCAUACACCGGGACUUGGCUGCUCGGAACUGCUUGGUAGACAGUGAUCUCUCUGUGAAAGUAUCUGACUUUGGAAUGACCAGGUAUGUUCUUGAUGAUCAGUAUGUCAGCUCAGUGGGAACGAAAUUUCCUGUCAAGUGGUCAGCGCCAGAAGUGUUCCACUACUUCAAAUACAGCAGCAAGUCUGAUGUGUGGGCAUUCGGAAUCCUGAUGUGGGAAGUGUACACCCUUGGAAAGCAGCCCUAUGACUUGUAUGACAAUUCCCAGGUGGUGGUGAAGGUCUCCCAGGGCCACAGACUUUACCGACCCCAACUGGCCUCGGACACCAUCUACCAGAUCAUGUACAGCUGCUGGCAUGAGCAUCCCGAAAAGCGGCCGACAUUUCAGCAACUCUUAUCUUCCAUUGAACCACUUCGGGAAAAAGAUAAGCCUUGA